AUGACUUUCUACGAAUGUAAAGACAUAAUCGAGGAAGGAGACCUCGUGCUUGCGUUUGUAAGCCGAGGUCUCAUAAAACCCUUUUACGUCACCAAGGGCGAGUUCUUGAAUACCAGGUUUGGUAAUUUCGAGCACGACAGAAUGAUAGGCAUGAAGUACGGAUCCCAGAUGGCUGGCGCAAAGGAUAAGGGCUUUGUCCACCUCCUUCAGCCAACUCCAGAGCUCUGGACAUUGUCGUUGCCCCACAGAACUCAGAUCGUGUACACGCCGGACUCAUCGUACAUUGUGCAAAGACUAGGCAUCACCAGCGGGUCCAGAGUGAUAGAAGCUGGGACUGGAUCGGCAUCUUUCACUCAUGCUUUUGCCCGUACGCUAGGCAGAGACGGAAGACUCUUCACCUACGAAUUCCACGAGCCCCGUUUUCUAGAAGCCAAGAAGGAGUUGGAGGAGCACGGUCUUCUUCAGGUGAAUACUCUUGCUACCCAUAGAGAUGUGUGCCACGAUGGGUUUGAGAUCGAUAACCUCCCAGAACAGUUCAGUGAAAACGGUUCCAUCAAUGCUAAUGCUGUUUUUCUUGAUUUACCGUCCCCGUGGACGGCCAUUCCGCAUUUGUCUAAAGUGGUGUCCCAGACCUCGAGAGUUGGGAUCUGCUGCUUCAGCCCGUGUAUAGAGCAAGUGGACAAAACAAUUGAGGCGCUAGAGGCCAAUGGAUGGACUGGGAUAGAGAUGGCCGAGAUCGCCGGGCGCCGCUACGAGGCCCGCAAGGAGAUGGUCAAGGACCUCUCUGAUGUUGUGAAGAGACUCAAGGAUAUACAGGGCAGGAAGACUCUGGGAAUCGAAAGUAGAAGACUUGCGAGAGUGGGAGAUGGAAAAAGAAACAACGAGCCACAAGGAGGAGUCAAGAGAGAUAUUCGUGAAGUUGAGAGCGAAGAUACAGCGCUGCCCGAGCCAAAGCCCAGAGGCUACAAUCCAUUUGGUAAAGGCAUGAGGAUAAGAGAAGGCGACGAACAGUUCCAGUGGAAGCAGGUGACCAAAGUCGAGCCUGAGAUCAAAACGCAUACUUCGUACCUCACGUUUGCAUAUCUUACUCCGCAGAAGACCACGUAG
Molecule: messenger RNA, 1107 nt
Organism: Candidozyma auris
Lineage: Eukaryota; Fungi; Ascomycota; Pichiomycetes; Serinales; Metschnikowiaceae
Product: tRNA 1-methyladenosine methyltransferase subunit GCD14
Exons: 1
Coding region: 1-1107 (368 amino acids)
Biological process (GO): tRNA methylation
Cellular component (GO): nucleus; tRNA (m1A) methyltransferase complex
Source: RefSeq, a predicted model, not a curated record